AUGUUUAUGAACGCCCCUCCCCGUUUGGGCUACCAUGGCUUGGACGUUUUCGCCUUUGAGCAGGACAUGAAAGCCAGAGCUCAACAGCGCUUCAACGACCGACGCCAGAAGAAGUUCUUCGUGCGAAACGGCAAGUUUCCUUUGAGCCACCACGGUAGACCGACACAGCAACCGGGAGUCAUGGCAAGCGAGGAUUGGUCUUUGGCCAGCGUACCGGACGGAAUCCAAGACAGCUUCGAGGCCCAGCAGCUUAGGAACAGAUAUCUGGCUGGCACCGCGGGUAGCCCCUACGCUGACCAUGAUCAUGGCAUCUUCUAUCAGAGAGCCCAACGGCUUGAUGGCUCUUUGGGCAACAAGCGACCCGUCGUGGACCACACCCAUCUCUGGCAGCCGCCAUUUGGAGUCCACGACGUGAAUGACAUCCAGUCCAUGUUCGCACCAAUGCAAUAUCAGUUCGACAUAGCCCCCAUGGAUGGCCUUCACAUGCCGUUAUCAAACGGCAUGGGCCAGGGCAUGCCUACAUCCUCUCCAGAAUUUGCUUCUUCGGACGCUGGUACAAGUUUCGGGAGCUUCUCGUCGUGCUCCUUCGCCCCGGCCGACGGCUCCGCCAUCAUCACCAGUCCCUCGGACCAGUUCGAUUACGCCCACUCGUCCUACACCAACUCGUCCAUGGUACACGAGGACCUCCACAAUAACAUCAAGAGGGCUCCUCCAUCGCCGCCGGCCUUCUCAGAGCCUGCUCCUCUCCACUUCUUUGCGACGUCGCAGGAACAGCUUGUCGAGGGCCAGUGCCAUAUGGAUGGUCACGAAGAGGCAGUGCGGGCUGCCAUGCUGGAGAAUCACGGCGGCUGCAGCGGCAUCAAGGCCGAUCCAGCAACCCGGCACAUGCUGUCGUCGAGGCCACGAAGGGAACUCCCCGAUCAAUCGCGGUCCUCGCGGACGGGUCCAGGCAGUUCUUCUCGCCGUCGAGGUUCCCCGUCUCGUAAGCAGUCCGUAUCCGCCGCCGCCGCACACAAGUCAGAGCCGCGGCCAACACAGUCAAAGCAGUCAAAGCCCUGCCCGGCACAAGCCUCUCCGAUGGACCCCACGGAGCGUUCGGCCAAGGACGAAUACCUGCUCAAGGCCAAGCAGGAAGGGCUGACAUACCGCGAGAUCCGAGUCAAGGGCAAUUUCACCGAGGCCGAGUCGACGCUUCGCGGUCGAUACCGCACGCUCACAAAGAACAAGGAGGCGAGGGUCCGGAAGCCCGAGUGGACCGAUAAGGACGUUCAUCUGCUCCAGAGGGCCGUCCGUAAGUUCGCCAAGGGCAACGACCCGGCCUCAACCAAGAUCCCUUGGAAACAGGUGGCCGAGUACAUCCAGCGGAACGGCGGUUCGUACCUGUUCGGAAACGCCACCUGCCGCAAAAAAUGGGACGAGCUCGUCUUGGCCGCAUUGGAGGGCCAGAUGUAA
This is a messenger RNA of Colletotrichum higginsianum IMI 349063, 1452 nucleotides long. RefSeq lists its product as uncharacterized. NCBI's taxonomy places the organism in Eukaryota, Fungi, Ascomycota, Sordariomycetes, Glomerellales, Glomerellaceae. The coding region runs from base 1 to 1452 and encodes 483 amino acids. The transcript has 3 exons. The record is from RefSeq and is a predicted model, not a curated record.